UCCACAACGCUUGUGGGAAGAAGCGUGUGAUAUUAUUCGGAAAUUACGUGCUAUGAGCGUUAAGGAUACCAUCCUUGUGCUUACUUUACACAUAUUAGUAGUUUCUAUUAGGAAUGUAGGUCGUUAACCUACUGAUUUGUGAUACUUAAAAUGCCCGGAGUUGGAACGUUACCACCGGGGACUUUUAUGGACUUUAGUCCAAGACGGAGAAGCAGCGCCGAGAAGGAAAAUGAGAUCCCGGUUUUGAGUCUGGUGCUGUUUUCAAAGGCUCCGUUUGUAUCGUUCGGGACAGUGAAGGUCGGCACCUCGAAGUCUGCUGUUCUCCGCAUUGAGAAUCCGGACGAGGACGCCGAAGUUGAGGUCAUUGUUGACAAGAUCCCGUCCGGCAAAGGCUUCUCCGUCAACCAAACCGCCUUCACAAUCCAGCCCCAGGGUGCGUUUAGCCUGACCAUAACCUGGACUCCAACAGAAGAGGGCGGAAUCAGAGAGCUCAUCAUCUUCAUCGGCAAUCGAGUCCUCAAGCACCAGGCAGUCCUGCUUGGGAGAGCCGAAGUAUCAAAAAAGAAAAAGAAGAGCUUAUGGGAUGCCAUCAAAAACAAAAGGGGAGCUGAAAAAGGAUCUCCUUACAAGGGUAAAAGGACGGAACCACCGACAAAGAUGGCUGCCAAUAAAACUGUCCAAGUGUCCAGAAAACCACAGCAUAAACGGGAUAGACUCCGUAGUCCACUUUCUUCGCUUAAUGAAGGAAAACCUGUCAGGGAGAAGUUAUUCCACAAGCACAGUCACCCUGAUGAUGACCGUCCAGAGUCAGAGCAGAACAGGGCUUUAAAUCCCACUUAUAAGCCAUGGUCUCUGGCAGACCAGGAGAACGUACGCCAUGUUCAAAUGCACUCUUCUCCAGUGUUAGCCACACAGGUGACACACAUGAGUACAGGUCCUGGUUCUUUGGUGGAAAAGCCGGAAAACAAAGUGCUUGCCAAAAUGCUCAAUACAACGCUGUCCCCUAUUGGGACGCCAGAGAGGUUCAAAGAGAUCAUGCCUCGCAUUAAAUCAGUUGAAAGUCAUGUUAUCGGAGGCCCGGCACUCUCUUUGACCGAGGCACUGGCCCUCAUUGACUCUAAUCUCAGUCCUAUCAGCAGCAGUCCCCGAGACACCAGUUCCAAUAGUGUGUUUUCCGACUCCCUCGAAUCAAAAAGCGACAAUCAUGAACGUGGAAGGAACGAGAACGUUGGCAGCCCAGAAAUGUCCCAGUCCACAAAGCACGGACUUACCUUUAGCCAGAAGGCUGUUAAGCCCGAGGCCGUGGAAAUACCUACAAAGUUGGCUUUUAAUUGUGAAACGGUGAUUAAAAAGAAGGCCCCGGCGAGUGAAAGGAAAAUAAAGAAGUCAAAGCGUCGUCUAAUGGAGAAAACUCUUGAGUUGACUGAAAGCCGCAGCCACUCUGAGUCCGGACCGGGUACCCCGUCUCUACCUGUAAUACAACCAGACUGGACGCAGAGAUCAACGGAAGCUGGUUUGUCAUGUGUCAACACAAGAGCAGUCCAAGAAUUCGAUACUUCCAGCACAACUCAAAAAGCUGAUGCCUCACCAUCACCUAUAGCUUUACCUGCCGGCACGCCGAAACCCACAAUUCAUUGGGACUUCGCCACCAAUUCCCCAACCCUCGAUGCUCCUCUCAUGACAUUCACUGCCACCUCUCCGUCAUCGUCGAACCAGUCUUCCGAACCCGACAAUCGCCUUCCCGAAUCGUCCCCAACAGAUCCGUCCGCUCAGUUGGACUCAUUUCCAAUUCACGUGGCAAGGAAGAGCAUUAAGAGGAAGAGUGAAGAGUAUUUGAAAAGUGCCUUGAAGAUCGACGCCGGUGGGAAAACGGAGCCGGUCAAAAGGACCAGAACGGUGCUUUGGAAAAAUGAACCCGCCAAACCGACACACGAGAGGACGAUGUUACAGAAGCAGCAGGCCAAAUCAACAGGUUCUGUGCACUCCAUGAAGACGUCUCUAAAAACCGCAAAAUCAUCAGUGCCUGCUCAGGCAAAGACACAAAGCACCAAACUUGCCUCGCAAGGUGCUGGCUUUCUGAGGCCCUCCCGAGAAUUUAGGGUCAAGGGUGUGAAGUCUGCAAGAGUUGCUGCUAUAGCACAGUCAAAGCUGACCUUCAUCAAACCAGCUCAAACAGCCAUACCGAGGCAUCCACUUCCUUUUGCUGCCAAGAACAUGUUCUACGACGAGAGAUGGAUUGAGAAGCAAGAGAGGGGUUUUACAUGGUGGCUCAACUACGUCCUGACCCCAGAUGAUUUUAAAGUCAACACUGAAACGACCAAAGUGAGUGCUGCUUCCCUGACCAUGGGCUGCAGUGCUGAGUUCUGCAUCGCCAAAGCGCCCACCAAAGAGGAGAUGUCCUUCAGCACUUACACCGCCCGUCGAAAGUUGAACCGACUCCGCCGAGCCGCCUGCCAGCUCUUCACCUCCGAGACUUUGGUCAAGGCCAUUAAGAGGUUGGAGAUCGAGGUGGAAGCAAAGAGGCUACUUAUCCGCAAAGACCGCCAUCUUUGGAAGGAUAUAGGUGAACGGCAAAAAGUCCUCAAUUGGCUUCUUUCCUACAAUCCGUUAUGGUUACGGAUUGGUCUUGAGACAAUCUUCGGGGAGCUCAUUUCUCUGGAGGACAACAGCGACGUGAUGGGUCUCGCUAUGUUUAUACUCCAGCGACUUCUGUGGAACCCAGACAUCGCAGCUGAGUUCCGCCACCCCAAAGUUCCUCAUCUAUACAAAGACGGCCACGAGGAGGCGCUGUCUUGUUUCACUCUGAAGAAGCUGCUCUUGCUGGUGUGUUUCUUGGACAAGGCCAAAGAGUCUCGCCUGAUGGAACAUGACCCAUGUCUGUUCUGCAUGGAUGCAGAGUUCAAGAAAAGUAAAGACCUGCUGCUCGCUUUCUCGAGAGACUUUCUAAGCGGGGAGGGGAUCCUGCCCCGCCAUCUUGGCUACCUGGGACUGCCCGUCUCCCACGUUCAGACUCCCCUCGACGAGUUCAACUUCGCUGUGGGGAAUUUGUCAGUCGACUUAAAAUGCGGAAUUCGACUUGUGAGAGUCAUGGAGCUGCUCACUAAGCAGUGGGCCUUGUCAGCCAAGCUUCGACUGCCAGCCAUCAGCCGCCUGCAGAAAGUCCAUAACGUUGAUAUCACUUUCCAAGUCCUGAAAAGCAGAGGGGUGGACCUCAAGGAUGAACUCGGCCAUGUCAUAGAUUCCCGAGACAUUGUGGAUGGACACAGAGAGAAGACAUUGAGCCUCCUGUGGAAAAUCAUUUUUUCGUAUCAGGUGGAAGUUAUUUUGGAUGACGAUCUGAUGAGGGAGGAGAUUGCCUUCCUGAGGAGAACGCUCCGGACGAAGCAGAGAUCGGCUUCUUUGAAGGCUGAUCGAGGCCCAGACUCCAGCGCGCCCAAGACCCAGGCGCCCUAUGAGCACAGCAGCACGAAGGUGGCUCUGCUGAUGGAGUGGACCCGAUCUGUGUGUGACUUCUACAACCUGAAGGUGGAGAACUUCACCGUGACGUUUUCCGACGGCCGCGUUCUCUGCUACUUGAUCCACCACUACCACCCGGGUCUCAUCCCAGAGAGGUCCGUGCAUCUUGUCACCACCCAGACUGCGGAAUGCUCGUCUCAGGGUCGCCUGGAGCUCGACUGCUCAGCCACGGAGUCGGACAACUCUUUUGACAACUCUUCCACGGGCCAAAACGGACCACAGUCCCCGUCCGUGGAGUUUAAAGAGCUACUGGAAAAUGAGAAGAGCAAUUUCAGACUGGUUAAUAAUGCAGUGGCUUUCCUGGGUGGAGUGCCCGCCAUGAUCAACCCAGCUGACAUGUCCAACACCAUCCCCAAUGAGAAGGUUGUGAUGUCUUACCUGUCUUUCCUGUGCGCUCGUCUCCUGGACCUGCGGAACGAAACCAGAGCAGCUCGCAUCAUACAAGGUGCCUGGAGGAAAUACAGCUUAAAGAAGGACCUGCACUUGUACAAGGUGAGAAAUGUGGCUGCUGGGAAAAUCCAGGUAGCCGUGAGGCGUUUUCUGGCACGGCGCCGGGCCGAGAAGAAAUGUGCAGCUUCCUUAAUCAUCCAAUCCGCUUGGAGAGGAUAUGUCACUCGCAAAUCACUGCGGACCGAAAAAGAGGCGGCGCUCUGGAUCAAACGGCAUCGAGCAGCAACAAUCAUCCAGGCGCAGUGGAGAAUGUUUUCCGCCAUGAAGUCUUACCAGCGGCUCCGAUACUACACGAUUGUGGUCCAAGCACAGUGGCGAAUGAAGAAGGCCGUCACCGCAUUUGGAAGAAUCUACCGGGCAACGAUUGUCAUACAAAGACAUUUAAGAGCUCGGAUUCUUGCAAGAAAACAGAGGGGACGGUAUCUCUUGCUCCUAUCUGCAGUGGUAAAAAUACAGAGAGGCUACAGACAGUGGAAAGUCCUGAAAACUCAAAAGGAAAACCAUGCAGCCAGAGUAGUGCAAGCUGUAUUCCGGAAAUGGCACGCAGAGAAAAUGACCAACCGAGCGUCUGCUGCGGUUAAGAUUCAAUCUUGGUAUCGAAUGAAGAAGUGUUUGUAUCAGUACAAAAAGUUCCAAAAAAGCAGCUUGCUCAUUCAAGCCUACUAUAGAGCUCACGUACAAAGGCGGAACUUUCAGAGACUGAAGCAACGGCACAACUCGGCCAUUGUCAUCCAGAGUGUCUUCAGAGGGUACGCUGUCAGGAAUAGGAAUAGAACAGCAUUUCUCCAGAAGAGAGUAGCCUGUGUUAUACUACAAGCUGGAUUUCGAGGCAUGAGAAUUAGGACAGAACUGAAGAAAAAGCAUAAAGCCGCAACCGUCAUUCAGUCUGCAGUUAGGAUGUUUUUACGUAGGAAACGGUACAUUCUCCUCCGAAGCGCUGCGAUUACAAUCCAGUGUCGUUACAAAGCGCUCCUCCAGUGCAGAGCUCAGCAACAUGUGUACAGGGAGCAAAAGAAAGCUGCUAUAACAAUCCAAGCAGUGUACAGAGCAUGGAGAGCAAAAGAAGAAAUGAAUAAGAGGCACCACGCCGCCAGAGUAAUCCAGGCUAAGUUCAAAAUGUACAAAGUACGGAUGGCUUACCUUGCUACGAAGUGCGCUGCGGUCAUUAUUCAGGAACGGUUCAGGGCCAAAAUCCUCAUGAAUCAACAGCGGAAAAUGUACAGAGAUAUGAAAUCUGCUGCUGUUAUCAUCCAAGCAGCAUAUCGCGGCCGCCAGGCCAGGACGGAGGUUAUGAAAAUGCACCGUGCUGCAAUGGUCAUUCAGAGAAUGUUUCACACUUUUCAGGAAAGGAACAGAUUCCUCGCCGUCAGGACGGCAGUUUUGGUGUUCCAGCAGCGUUACAGGGCAGUGACUCUGAUGAGAAAAGUCCGGACAGAUUAUCUGUCCAAGCGCGUGGCAGCCGUUUGUUUGCAGUCUGCCUUCAGAGGAUACACAGUCCGAAAGCAGUUGAUCAUCAGACAUAAAGCCGCUGUUACAAUUCAAUCCAACUUUAGGAAACGUCAACAAAAACGCUUCUACAGGAGAUUACAACGGGCCGUCGGUGUUUUGCAGGGACGUUACAGAGCCAACAAGAAAAUGAGACAUGAGAGAUUGACUUUUCGGGCCAAGAGACAUGCUGCCAUCGUCUUACAAGCUGCCUUCCGGGGAAUGCGAUCCAGACGGAUCGUCAAACAAAAGCACCAGGCAGCUGCCACUAUACAGAGAGCUUUCAGAGCCCGUUAUGAACACAAGAAGUACCUUGCUUUGAAAUCCUCAGUGCUUGCCAUGCAGCGCAGAUAUCGUACUACCUUGAGAGCCAAAGCACAAAUGCGACUUUAUCAAAACAUACGCAAGUCUGCGGUCAUCAUUCAGGCAGCAUACAGAGGGAUGCGGGCCAGAAAGAAUGUUGUUCUUUGGCAUCGUGCGGCCACGGUGAUACAGUCGGUUUUUAGGCGACACAAAGCGGAAGUUCAAUUCCAGGCCAUGCGUCUAUCAGCAGUCAUCAUCCAGACAUACUACCGAGCUUACGUCCGCCAAAAACGAGAAAGGGAAUUAUUCGUCAAAGUCAGGUCAUCAGCCAUUGUUCUGCAGGCAGCAUUUAGAGGUUAUUCUGCAAGAAGAGAAAUUGCCAAGAUGCAAAGAGCGGCUACUGUCCUCCAAGCAGCUUUCAGGAAGCAUAAGCAGCAAUCGACUUUUAGGAAGCAAUGCUGGGCUGCCUGUGUAUUGCAGCAGAGAUUCAGAGCUCUUAAGCAGAGGAACGUUGAUGUUGGAAAAUAUAAUGAAAUCAGGAAAUCUGUCGUUUGUCUACAAGCCGCCUUCCGGGGAAGGAAAGCAAGGCAAUCCGUCAGACAAAUGCAUCAGGCUGCUACCACGAUCCAGAAGGCUUUCAGAGCCCGUUGUGAACACAAGAAGUAUCUUGCCUUAAAAACAUCAGUGCUCGCCAUGCAGCGCAGAUAUCGAGCCACUGUAGCAGCUAAAUCACAACGGCAACAUUACCAAAACAUGAAAGAAGCUGUUGAGAUUAUUCAAGCAGCAUACAGAGGGAUGCGAGUCAGGAAUUGUGUUGCUCGGUGGCAUCAGGCUGCCAUUGUGAUCCAGUCUGCUUUUAGACGACACAGGGAAGAAACCAAAUUCCAGGCCAUGCGUCUCUCAGCUGUCAUCGUCCAGAGAUACUUCCGAGCUUAUAUCCUUCAGAAACAAGAUCGUAGACACUACUUCAAAGUCAGAUCUUCAACUAUUGUUCUUCAGGCAGCAUUCAGAGGUCAUUGUGCGAGAAGAAGAAUUUCUAAAAUGCACAGAGCCGCGACUGUCCUACAAGCAAACUUCAAGAGGCAUAAGCAGCAAAUGACUUUCAGGAAGCAAUGUUGGGCUGCUUCUGUCUUACAGCAGAGAUUUAGAGCUCUUAAACAGAAAAAUGUUGAGGUAACGCAUUAUCAAGAACUAAAGAAAGCUGUGAUUUCUCUGCAAGCUGCCUUCCGGGGAAUGAAGUUAAGACAAUCCAUCAGACAAAUGCAUCAGGCUGCCAUUGUGAUCCAGUCUGCUUUUAGGCGACACAGGGAAGAAAUCAAAUUCCAGGCCAUGCGUCUCUCAGCUAUUACCAUCCAGAGAUACUUCCGAGCUUAUAUCCUUCAGAAACAAGAUCGUAGACACUACUUCAAAGUCAGAUCCUCUGCUAUUGUUCUUCAGGCAGCAUUCAGAGGUCAUUGUGUGAGAAGAAGAAUUUCUAAAAUGCACAGAGCCGCGACUGUCCUACAAGCAAACUUCAAGAGGCAUAAGCAGCAAAUGACUUUCAGGAAGCAAUGUUGGGCUGCUUCUGUCUUACAGCAGAGAUUUAGAGCUCUUAAACAGAAAAAUGUUGAGGUAACGCAUUAUCAAGAAGUAAAGAAAGCUGUGAUUUCUCUGCAAGCUGCCUUCCGGGGAAUGAAGUUAAGACAAUCCAUCAGACAAAUGCAUCAGGCUGCCAUUGUGAUCCAGUCUGCUUUUAGACGACACAGGGAAGAAAUCAAAUUCCAGGCCAUGCGUCUCUCAGCUAUUACCAUCCAGAGAUACUUCCGAGCUUAUAUCCUUCAGAAACAAGAUCGUAGAUACUACUUCAAAGUCAGAUCCUCAGUUAUUGUUCUUCAGGCUGCAUUCAGAGCUUAUUCGGUGAGGAGAAGAAUUGCCCUAAUGCACAGAGCCGCGACUGUCCUACAAGCAAACUUCAAGAGGCAUAAGCAGCAAAUGACUUUCAGGAAGCAAUGUUGGGCUGUGUUUGUCUUACAGCAGAGAUUCAGAGCUUUUAAACAGAAAAAUGUUGAGGUGAAGCAUUAUCAAGAACUAAAGAAAGCUGUGAUUUCUCUGCAAGCUGCCUUCCGGGGAAUGAAGUUAAGACAAACCAUCAGACAAAUGCAUCAGGCUGCCACCACUAUCCAGAAUGCUUUCAGAGCCCACUGUGAACACAGGAAGUAUCUUGCUUUGAAAUCCUCAGUGCUUGCCAUGCAGCGCAGAUAUCGAGCCACUAUGGCAGCCAAAGCACAAAUGCAAAAUUAUCAAAACAAGAAAAAAGCUGCUGUGAUUAUUCAGGCAGCAUACAAAGGGAUGCAAGUCAGGAAUUGUGUUGCUCGGUGGCAUCAGGCUGCCAUUGUGAUCCAGUCUGCUUUUAGACGACACAGGGAAGAAACCAAAUUCCAGGCCAUGCGUCUCUCAGCUAUUAUCAUCCAGAGAUACUUCCGAGCUUAUGUCCUUCAGAAACAAGAUCGUAGACACUACUUCAAAGUCAGAUCCUCUGCUAUUGUUCUUCAGGCAGCAUUCAGAGCUUAUUCGGUGAGGAGAAGAAUUUCUAAAAUGCACAGAGCCGCGACUGUCCUACAAGCAAACUUCAAGAGGCAUAAGCAGCAAAUGACUUUCAGGAAGCAACGUUGGGCUGUGUUUGUCUUACAGCAGAGAUUUAGAGCUCUUAAACAGAAAAAUGUUGAGGUAACGCAUUAUCAAGAACUAAAGAAAGCUGUGAUUUCUCUGCAAGCUGCCUUCCGGGGAAUGAAGUUAAGACAAACCAUCAGACAAAUGCAUCAGGCUGCCAUUGUGAUCCAGUCUGCUUUUAGACGACACAGGGAAGAAAUCAAAUUCCAGGCCAUGCGUCUCUCAGCUAUUACCAUCCAGAGAUACUUCCGAGCUUAUAUCCUUCAGAAACAAGAUCGUAGACACUACUUCAAAGUCAAAUCCUCAGUUAUUGUUCUUCAGGCAGCAUUCAGAGGUCAUUGUGCGAGAAGAAGAAUUUCUAAAAUGCACAGAGCCGCGACUGUCCUACAAGCAAACUUCAAGAGGCAUAAGCAGCAAAUGACUUUCAGGAAGCAACGUUGGGCUGCCUCUGUCUUACAGCAGAGAUUUAGAGCUCUUAAACAGAAAAAUGUUGAGGUAACGCAUUAUCAAGAACUAAAGAAAGCUGUGAUUUCUCUGCAAGCUGCCUUCCGGGGAAUGAAGUUAAGACAAUCCAUCAGACAAAUGCAUCAGGCUGCCAUUGUGAUCCAGUCUGCUUUUAGACGACACAGGGAAGAAAUCAAAUUCCAGGCCAUGCGUCUCUCAGCUAUUACCAUCCAGAGAUACUUCCGAGCUUAUAUCCUUCAGAAACAAGAUCGUAGACACUACUUCAAAGUCAGAUCCUCAGUUAUGGUUCUUCAGGCAGCAUUCAGAGGUCAUUGUGCGAGAAGAAGAAUUUCUAAAAUGCACAGAGCCGCGACUGUCCUACAAGCAAACUUCAAGAGGCAUAAGCAGCAAAUGACUUUCAGGAAGCAAUGUUGGGCUGUGUCUGUCUUACAGCAGAGAUUUAGAGCUUUUAAACAGAAAAAUGUUGAGGUGAAACAUUAUCAAGAACUAAAGAAAGCUGUGAUUUCUCUGCAAGCUGCCUUCCGGGGAAUGAAGUUAAGACAAUCCAUCAGACAAAUGCAUCAGGCUGCCACCACUAUCCAGAAUGCGUUCAGAGCCCAUUGUGAACACAAGAAGUAUCUUGCUUUGAAAUCCUCAGUGCUUGCCAUGCAGCAGAGAUAUCGAGCCACUGUGGCAGCCAAAGCACAAAUGCAAAAUUACCAAAACAAGAAAAAAGCUGUUGGAAUUAUUCAGGCAGCAUACAAAGGGAUGCAAGUCAGGAAUUGUGUUGCUCGGUGGCAUGAAGCUGCAAUUGUGAUCCAGUCUGCUUUUAGACGACACAGGGAAGAAACCAAAUUCCAGGCCAUGCGUCUCUCAGCUAUUAUCAUCCAGAGAUACUUCCGAGCUUAUAUCCUUCAGAAACAAGAUCGUAGACACUACUUCAAAGUCAGAUCCUCAACUAUUGUUCUUCAGGCCGCAUUCAGAGGUCAUUGUGCGAGAAGAAGAAUUUCUAAAAUGCACAGAGCCGCGACUGUCCUACAAGCAAACUUCAAGAGGCAUAAGCAGCAAAUGACUUUCAGGAAGCAACGUUGGGCUGCCUCUGUCUUGCAGCAGAGAUUUAGAGCUUUUAAACAGAAAAACAUUGAGUUGAAGCGUUAUCAAGAAGUCAAAAAAGCUGUGAUUUCUCUGCAAGCUGCCUUCCGGGGAAUGAAAUCAAGACAGUCCGUCAAACUGAUGCAUCAGGCGGCCACCACUAUCCAGACCGCUUUUAGAGCUCAUCGUGAAAUGGAAAAAUAUUUGAGAAUAAAAUCCUCUGUACUAACAAUUCAGCGACAAUUUCAAGCCACUGUAGCAGCCAAAGUUCAAAGGAAACGAUUCUUGGACACACGCCGCGCGGCUAUUGUCUUUCAGGCAACAUACAGAGGCCAGCAUGCUCGGAAGCAUCUGGCUCAUUUGCACUGGGCUGCAACAAUAAUCCAGACCGCAUACAGGAAGCAUGUAGCGCUGGUCAAAUUCCAGGAAAUGCGUGCGUCUGCUGUAGUUAUCCAGAGAUUCUACCGGGCCUUCAAUGAUCAAAGGCAAGAAAGAAACAAUUUCCUGAAAAUCCUACAAUCCACUGUUAUUAUUCAGGCUGCUUUCAAAGGCUACAGCGUGAGGAGGCACAUACAUCGACAAAGCCAAGCUGCCAGUUUCAUCCAGUCGUAUUGGAGGUGCUUCAUCCAGAGGCGCGUCUUUUUGAAGAAAAGAGAAGCAGCUGUGAAAUUGCAACAGAAAAUUCGAGCAAUGCAGCUUGGAAAGCUGGACAGGAACAAGUAUGUCCGGAUAAGGCAGGCGGCAAUCACACUUCAGACCCGAUACAGAGCUUGGACUGCACAAAAGCUGAAACUUGAGGCUGCCAAUGUACACAGAAGACUUUGUUUCGCUGCGGCUGUCUACCACCAUCUCAGUGCCAUCAAAAUCCAAAGAGCUCUGCGAGCACACUGGGCCUUGGAGUCGGCGAAGAGACAGAUCCAUAUUAUCAUCGCCAUACAACGUUGGGUGCGAGUGAAACAGCAAAAAAGACGCUAUCUGGAAGACCGAAGGAAAGUAGUCACCGCCCAGAGAGCAGUCAGGCGUUGGUUAACUCGUCGCCACAAGGCUGCGUCUGUCAUCCAGGAUGCUACACGCAGGUUUCUCCUUCUCAGGCGCCAGAGGAGAAGAGAACGGGGAAUUGUCAAAGCACAGGCUCUUUGGAGAGGACACUGCUCCCGCCGCUUAAAUGACAAUGACAAAAUAAUCAAGUUGAGGCAGAACUUGCGUAAAGUCUCACUUAGUGCCCGAGAAGAGGACAAAUUGUGCAACAAGACCUUCUCCGCCUUGGACUGUAUCCUUCGAUACAAACACUUCUCCCACAUCCUCAAGGCACUGGAAAACCUAGAGGCCACGACCAGGUUGUCACCUGUGUGCUGUGAGCAGCUGGUAGACCGUGGCGCCACCUGUGUCAUCUUCACGCUCAUACGAAGCUGCAACAGGAGCGUGUCCUGCAUGGAUGUCAUCAGCUUCUCCAUCCAGAUCCUACUCAACCUCGCUAAGUACCACAAAACCAUUGAAGCGGUGUAUUCGGUGGACAACUCGGUGGACACGCUGGGGGACCUGCUGCUGCGCUACAGAGGGAAAGCGGGAGACAAAGUGGCGGACAAAGGUGGCAGCAUCUUCACCAAGGCCAGCUUCCUGUUGCUUCUGCUCCUGCAAGACAAAAAACAUGUCGGGGAGGUCAUGAAUAAUCCAAAGAUGAUGGAUCGCUUGAGAGGCAUUUAUCGCCUCACCGUCCACAAGCACAAGGUGGAUGCCGAAAGAAGUGUUACGAAACAGAAGAUGAAUGCAUCAAUCAACGGAAGUUUCUACGUCCAACAGACGCCACGUAAAUCCCGCCCCGUGCCAAAGUUUGCACCAGACUGGGUUCUCAGGAAGGAUGCGAUUAAAGACAUAGUGGAUCCUCUCAUGGCCAUUCAGAUGGUGGCUAACACGCUGUUCAUCUCCUUGUAAAAAAGUUUUUACAUCAUUACGUCGCCGUUGCUUUUAUUUGUAUAUAUUAAAUUCAUUUCUAUCGUCAA
Nerophis ophidion (straightnose pipefish) is the source of this 11939-nucleotide messenger RNA. It is a transcript of the gene aspm, whose product is annotated as assembly factor for spindle microtubules. The record is from RefSeq and is a predicted model, not a curated record. Gene Ontology annotation, molecular function: protein binding. The coding region runs from base 151 to 11871 and encodes 3906 amino acids. The transcript is spliced from 26 exons. NCBI's taxonomy places the organism in Eukaryota, Metazoa, Chordata, Actinopteri, Syngnathiformes, Syngnathidae.